AUGGCUAUUGCUGAGGGUCCUGAUGGCACCGCGGCAUGGAUUGUCGCCUUUGCGGCAUUUGUCAUCAAUUUCAUUAUGGCUGGCAUAUUUCGAGUUGGUGGUAUUCUGUUCGUGGCGAUCAUGGAGAGGUAUGGUACAGACAGAAAAAGUGCCUCGAUGCCUUUUUCAGUCAGAUCGUCAAUCCGAAAUUUAGCCGGUCCUGCUGUUGGCAUUUUAGGGGCAAAAUAUGGAGCUCCUCCUGUAAUUAUUGCUGGAGGAAUAUCUGGUGUCUUAAGUGCUGCAGCGUGUUUCUACGUUAGUAAUGUUACUGGUCUCAUCAUUGUUUGGGGGCUGAUCAAUGGUAUCAGUUCAUCCUUAAUCACAGUUCUUCCUCAAGUCGUGAUCGGCCAAUAUUUCCAGAAGUAUAGAACAACUGCUUCAGGAAUAUCAUAUUCAGGCGCAUGCGUAGCAUCCUUCAUAUUCCCAGUAGUUAUUGAAGAAUCAUUAAGUCACUACGGGUUGGAAGGAACAUUUGUAAUUGUUGCUGCAAUAAUAAUGAACACCAUUCCAGCAGCAAUGAUUCUUAAGAAACCUCCUUGGUUAGAGGAAGAUUCAGUCAAAAAUAAAAAUCUGAACUUAAAGGUAUCUGUUUCUGAAAAAGCCACCAAUGGUUCAACAGAUCAAAAAACGUUCGUGGAUUUGAAAAUAAAAUAUUUCAACGACCAAAUAUAUGAAAAUAUAAACUUCAGUGAGCAGUUGAAGUUUUUAAUAAGGGACAUAAACGUUUCAUACUUGAUUGAAAACGAAGACUUAAUGCGUCAAUUGUUGACGAUGAAAGUUUGUAGUAAAACAACAAAAAAAUUAGAAGACGAACCAGACGAUGAAUAUUUUUCGAAUUCUUAUAGGACAACAGCAAUAGAUCAUUUAUUGACACUGAUUCAGAGCAAUGGCUUGGACAGAGGAACCCUCCAAUCUAAUACUUCGACUUUAGUGCCAGCAUUAAAAGAAAAUGAAAAUGGUCACUGUUUAACAACUAAUCUAAAAGAAUCGCAGUUCAAAUUUAAUGUAUGCCAUAAAAAGGCCUAUGGUGCUCAAGACAAAACCGAGUAUAAUCUCAACACAAUAACAACUAAUAAGGUACCUUAUUCUAAUGUUAGAUACAACGAAAUUGUUAUUGAACUGCUCGAGCAAGUGUGCACAAAAAAUGAAAGCGAAAUAGCCGAAAACUUCUCUAGUGCGGACAAAAAGAGAAUUUUAAAAACUUGCGAAGAAUUAAGAAAACUCUAUAACGCAUGUGUAAAUCUCGCUAACAAAGGGUCGGUUCCAGAGGCGAAGCUUACUGCGCCUGGAAACCCUAUCCCAGAAAAAAACAAAUGUGAUACUUCAAAAAAAUCAUCUUUUUACCAUUUCAAAACAGCCUUAAAAUUAUACACAAAACCAAUAUAUCUGCUAAUAUGUUUCAGUAGAAUGAUAUUUUUCGUUACAUUCUCCUCCGUGGUGACAACCAUUGUGGAUUUUGCUAUGGACAAAGGUCUACCAGAGGAAGAUGGUAAAUUUAUAAUCGCUGCCAUAGCCUUUGGAGAUUUGUUGGGACGCAUGUGUACUGGCUGGAUCACUGAUCGGGGAUUCCUCAAACUGCAUGUCUAUAUUAUGAUAGUCAUGGUAGUGCAGGGCUUCAGUACAUUUUCUUUGUGUUUCGUCUCAUCAAGAAUUCCAUUUCUCAUAGCUGUAGGUUUCUUUUCCCUACUGCAAGGAUCUUUGUUUGUGAGACAUCCUGUGUUAGUCAUAAAAUAUGUGGAUAAAGAAAACCAUGCAGUUGCAAUGGGUUCCAUAGACUUUUUCUCCAGUUUCGUAGGAUUUUUGCUACCUGUAUACAUAGGUUUCUUCCGUGACACAAUAGGCUCAUAUAACUACAUCAUGUACAUCAAUGGAGCUGUGGGAAGUCUAUUAGGAUUUUUUUGGAUAAUGGAGCCUUACUUGAACAAAAAAAGUACGCCGGCAGAAACGAAUGAAGGAAAAGUUUGA
Uloborus diversus is the source of this 2004-nucleotide messenger RNA. RefSeq lists its product as uncharacterized. Bases 1 to 2004 code for a protein of 667 amino acids. Gene Ontology annotation, biological process: transmembrane transport. The record is from RefSeq and is a predicted model, not a curated record. Lineage: Eukaryota; Metazoa; Arthropoda; Arachnida; Araneae; Uloboridae. The transcript is spliced from 4 exons. Gene Ontology annotation, molecular function: monocarboxylic acid transmembrane transporter activity.